UUUGAUCAAAACACUGAAUGUGCAUGUGUGUAUGCAUCUGGGUAUUGUGAAUGUAUUGACAAGGAGUACAAUUGUUCACUACAAGCCGGAACACAUGCAUGUUACACUUGUAUGGGUCGGGAUAUGGAGAACUGCGAUCGUGAAACCGUUUGUUGCCCAGGAUCGUGCUUCAAACUCGUUGACGAAAAGCAUGCUCUCAUAAUGAAAGGUUGUACGAAGGAGGAUCAGGAAGAUGGAAGCAUGAAGAGAAGAACACUCGAUGUGAAACUGUAUUGGGUCAAUGAUGAAAAAGUUACAGGUGAGACUUUCUACUGUAAAGGAAGUGACUAUUGUAACGAUGGAUCUCAUACGAUGAUAAGCUCGAUGAUAUUCAUUACAGCCAUGAUUUUAAUACACUGA
This is a messenger RNA of Anisakis simplex (herring worm), 399 nucleotides long. NCBI's taxonomy places the organism in Eukaryota, Metazoa, Nematoda, Chromadorea, Rhabditida, Anisakidae. The record is from the annotation of a GenBank genome assembly.